AUGAAUUCGACAUGGGGAUAUUCCAUUAAGAAACCUCAAGAGAUGAAGAGUAAACAUUAUGAGAAGGUCGACAACUUUGUUGAAAGGUUUUCUCCUUUUGUUUUGAAGUACGAAUUCACUCAAGGUCAAAGUGGCUUAGUAACCACAUUAAAACCUAUUGUCGAACAUUGGUCUUACCCUCAGUUCGCAAAGGCAGUCCUUGACAACUACAACAAAUUCUUCUCCGAAGUCAAAUCCAAAGUGAAGGUUUACUAUGAGAACAUUGACGCACUCAUGACGAACGAAGAAGGAUACAACAAACUCAUUGAAAUGGGAAUGGUCGGUGAAAAGAUGGGCUGUUUUAAGCUAGAUAAGGUAUUUUCCGAAGUUCAUGUCCUCUCCAAGCGUAAGUACUGGGGCAUACUUGAAGACGGCACAGAAAUAAAACAUUGCAUGAAGUAA
Molecule: messenger RNA, 441 nt
Organism: Trichomonas vaginalis G3
Lineage: Eukaryota; Parabasalia; Trichomonadida; Trichomonadidae
Product: DNA/RNA polymerases family
Exons: 1
Coding region: 1-441 (146 amino acids)
Source: RefSeq, a predicted model, not a curated record